Messenger RNA from Penaeus vannamei (Pacific white shrimp), 1695 nucleotides. The record is from RefSeq and is a predicted model, not a curated record. Lineage: Eukaryota; Metazoa; Arthropoda; Malacostraca; Decapoda; Penaeidae.
GCAGAGAUGUUAAGCCUGUUAAAAAAGGAGAUCGAAUCCAAGAAGCGGUCCUUGGAGGAGAGCAACGUGAUGGAGGGCGACAAGAGGUACUUCAAGCGGGCCGAGUUGAGCGCCCGCCAGGCAGAUGCCUACUGGAAGAGGCUCGGCGUCGGGCCCCGGGACGGGAAUGAGGGAGAAGACGGCGCCUCCAACAAUGAGGGCGAGGCCUCGCGGUCGCAGGACAAGGUGAACCAGGAGGUGGGUGACGCGCCAGAGCUCCCCCGCGCUGAGGUCCUCCGGAGGCUGAGGGAGAGGGAGGAGCCCAUCCUGCUCUUCGGCGAGACGGAGCACGACGCCUUCAAGAGACUGCGGAGGCUGGAGAUCCUGGAGCCGGAGGUGAACCGGGGUCUGAGGAACGAUUUCCAGGAGGCCUUGGAGCGGGUGGACCAGGCCUACCUCAACGAAAUCCUGAAGACUGAAGGGGGAGACGGCGUCCGAAAUGUUUCCCUCACGGGCGAAAUCAUCACGAUGGAAAGCCUGAUCGAGACGGCGAAGGACCUCAACAACGGCAACGCCUCGUUCGAGCUCAGGUGCAAGGUUAUCCUCAAGUUCGUCGAGCUCAUCUUGCACCUGUGGGGCAGCAAGCACAACGCGCGUCCGGAGGCGGAGAAGCUCAGCGUCCGGGGCAAGAUGGAUUCCGCGACCUACACGCAGACGCAGUCGUACCUGAAGCCCUUGAUCAAGUGCCUCAAGAAGAGGUCUCUACCCGACGACAUCAUGGAGUGUCUGACGGAGAUCGUGCAGCACUGCCUGGAGCGCGAUUACGUCAAGGCCAACGACGCCUACCUGCAGAUGGCCAUCGGCAACGCCCCCUGGCCCAUCGGCGUGACCAUGGUGGGCAUCCACGCGCGAACAGGGCGAGAGAAGAUCUUCAGUAAGCACGUCGCCCACGUCCUCAACGACGAGACGCAGCGGAAGUACAUCCAGGGCCUCAAGCGACUCAUGACCAAGUGCCAGCAGUACUUCCCGGCCGCGCCUUCGAAGUGCGUCGAAUACCAGGCGGUCGCGCAGUGAAAAGACACAAGGCUGAACUCCGGGAAAUGUCAGGUUGUAAAUUUCCUCGGUCCCUUACCUGGAAACGGGUUCAUGUCCUGUGCAAAAUAGGUGGAGGGCAGCAGAACAUGAAUGGCGAGCUGAACAGGAUGAAUGAACACUUUCCGAAAAUUCACGUUGAAAAUAUAAGCAAAUAUUUUACUGUCCCAGCUCAUGAAUAUGAGUUAACAUUUUGCUAAACUUCAAGAAUAAGAUAUUUUUGAUUUUGUACCAGUUCAGGGAGUGUAGUUCUCUUAAAGGAUUCACAAUUUUUAGAUGAAUGCCUAUGUAGUAAGAUUUCACCAUAUGUUUUCAUAUUUAUAUUUGGUGAAAAAGGAAACAAAUUAGAGGUAACAGAAUAAAUAUAAAAUGAAAUAACAGUUACUUACAUUUGAAAUAACUUACAAUCUACAGUAAUAGAGCGAUACGAUCCUACAAUUUGCUGUAUGCUAAUGUAUUGUAAGAAGUAUAUGUACAAUAUAUAUGUAUAAGAUAUUCAUUUCAUUCAAACUUAUCAUCAAACAUUGUCCAUAUAUUGUUCACACGUAUAUUUUGGCAAUUUUACUAAUUGCCUUGCAUAUAUCAUUUUUUCUUCGUAUAAGAAAUAAAAGUUGAAAUUUUUAA